UGUUUUUUUUUUUCAGCGGGAAAGUUACACUGUCACAGGAUUUUUUUGAUGUUUACUCAUUUGAUUGCAAUGUGACAUUGGAUCGUGGCUGUGUGUGUGUGAUAGUGUUUGAGUGUUAUUUCUGCAGUUGUGCACAAUUAUUUUCAUCAAACGGCCGUAAACGUAAUUAAAUCGAGUCAAACACAGAGUUACAACCCGCACCGAUAAAUGGCCAUCAAACUGCUCUUUCUGGCGGGCUCCGCCCUGCUGUGGCUACACUGGCUGCCCGCAACCGAUGUGGCCAAUUCGUACUCCACGGUCACGUGCCACCGGUUCCGCAACGCUUCCCGGGCCACCGUGUACGACUUUGUGACCUACAGUGACCUGGUCGACAAGUGGAUGAGUGCAGUAUCGUUUGUCGCUACCGACCAGAAGCCGUUAGGAGUUGGAAAGACCUACAAAGUUGUUGUGGAUUCCGCCACCGUGGUCCACUUCACCGUCACCGACCACAUACCGGGCGUCCACAUCGGGCUGGAAUCGACUAUAAAUCUGCUGCGGCCGCGGUUGGAAUUAUGGUUUUUUGCCAAUCCGGCGGUGGCCAAUGCCACAACCACCGCCAAUGGCACCGGUGCGGACUCUGGGUCGUCAGGGCAACGACGCCGACACUACCUGGCGGAGCAGGAAGGGGAAACCACAAAUGUCAUUAGUGGUGAUGCGGAACGCCAUCAUCAUCAGCCACGGCGUCUGGCGGCCUCAGCAGCCGUGGAUGGCGACCAUCAUCGCAGCAGUCUGGGCUUGAAGUUUUAUUUCAAGCAUAACUCAUUUUUAUUUCAGCACACUCUUGGACCUCUGCUACGACACGUGUUCGGACGUCAUUUCCGGCGAUCCCUGCGGCAUUUGGACGCCAUCUUGACCGAAAUGGAAGCGCAUCGUGUUAUGUAUUCUUGAUCGAUGGACCUUUAUUUAGUUGUAAAAGAAAAUAAAACAAAAAUCAUAUCCAUUCCGGAUCCAUAUCGGAUGGUGGGUCUCGUGGCGCAGGGGUAGCGGCUUCGGCUGCCGAUCCCGAUGAUGCUAUGAGACGCGGGUUCGAUUCCCGCCUUAUCCACUGAGCUUCUAUCGGAUGGUGAAGUAAAACGUCGGUCCCGGUUUCUCCUGUCUCGUCAGAGGCGCUGGAGCAGAAAUCCCACGUUAGAGGAAGGCCAUGCCCCGGGGGGCGUAGUGCCAAUAGUUUCGUUUUUCCAUUC
Messenger RNA from Culex quinquefasciatus (southern house mosquito), 1223 nucleotides. RefSeq lists its product as uncharacterized. The transcript is spliced from 5 exons. The record is from RefSeq and is a predicted model, not a curated record. The coding region runs from base 208 to 927 and encodes 239 amino acids. Lineage: Eukaryota; Metazoa; Arthropoda; Insecta; Diptera; Culicidae.